AAGAUGUAAAAUACUUGGUUUUAAACGAAAUAAACUUGGUCUAGUUUGCCCGGAUUUGUCCGAAACGAAUACAUUUUCAUUCUUGUUUUGUUUGAAGAAUUAACUACGCCGAACUAAGAAAAAUUGGCAAUGAUGUAGAGUUUAUGAAAAACACACAAAUGCUUUUUUAAGAAGUGCCAUUUAAUUUGGUGAUAAAUCCAACUAUUAAAAUUAAGUAUAUGGGUCUUUUCUCGAAUAAUCGAGCAGUUUUUGGAUUAGUACACAUAUUAUGGUUGACGUUGUUGAGGAUAUUGUCUCCGAACUGACCUGGAUCAUAUUAAACACACGUGAGUUAAUUUAUUUAAAUAUACUCUGAAUUACUAACUUUGCUGAUAUAAUAAUGAUUGAACUGUGAUCAAUUAAAGUAACAUCACAAUCAUUUAUCAUAAAAGUCGAUAUUAUUUAAUACUAUUCAACUCUAGUAUUACUCAGUUUAGCUUUUCUUAAACCAUGUAAGCUAAAUAAUGGUUUUGGUUUUUAAAUAAAAUAAACACAUUUUUAUGCUUCCGAACUGGCAAAAGUGAUUUUCCUUUCAUUAAUUUUUCGUACUGCAUGAUUUCAUCCCGGCCAUUUCACUAAAGUUAUACAUCAAAGAACAUAUGAAUAGUAGGGCGCAAUAUUGCUUUAAAGUAAAAUAUUACGAUAACUAAUGACGUGGGCCUCAAUACGUAAAGCAGAUUCUCUUUAGUGGGCGAACUUACAAUUUCACUCAUGUUUUAUAACGAAGAGCAUGUCUUAAGUUGUUAUGUUAUUAUCUUAAGACACAACCGAACAUAUGCAUGGCUACAUUUACUGCGAUUAUAUUUUUCGUUUUUCUUUAAGCACAUUGAGUUCUACACUUAGGUCUUGAUCAAUUGAUACUUAAAAUAAACAUAAAGAUAAAGGAUAAGCGCUUUUCGAGAAGCUCGUCAAGACUUCCCUUGUAAGAACUGUACUAUAAUCAGGGAAAGCCAAUUAAAAUAAGGUGGACACGUGUGUAUGAGUACGUGCUAUGUUUUUUUUUGCACAUAUCCAUAAUAUUUAGAAUUCCAAGUGCUUAAUAUAAUUGCAAAGUAAUAGUUACUUAAGAUUUAUGGUCUAUCGUAAAUAUCGGCAUUCGGCACUAAAUCCAAACCGUAAAACAAAUAUGUGAAUAUGCGUACUGUGCUAUUUAGUAAAUUCCCAUGCAACGCACCAAUGGGGGUAUUGAUUUGAUGCUAUAGGCGUUAAUUCCGCUUUUUAAGUAUUUUCUUUUUUAUCCUGAAGAAAGACCUGGCAUAUUCAUACGAAAGGAUAUAAAUGUCUUUGAAAUCACAACUUCAUGACUUGUAAAGGCGUUUAGUCAUUUUUUUUGUCUUUUUGAGAGCAACUGGGUGCUGACCCCUGCCCAUCGCUUCGUUAUCUCCCCCCAUAGACCCUGGAAAGCGAAGUCCAAGUCUGGGGUGAAUUUCAGGUCACUGCGUCUAACAGAUAUGAAAAUGGCCUCCUGAAGGACACGCCUUGUUGUUUAACAAAGACUGUCAAUGUCCAAGAUUAAUAAGACAAAAUGGGAAUGGUGUCACUUUUCGGUCAGUAUUAAGUUAGAGACGAUCUGCUUGUUUAAGGGGAUACAGAACCCAAUUUUUGAUUUUCCUGAGGCUUGCCGGUGGUCACAGUGCUCGCUUUGCGUGAGCAGCGCUGCCCAUCUUCCGUAGCCGCGUGUUUGACAGUCGAAUGGAAGACAGUCGAAUGGGAGCAGGUCGCGAAAGGGAUGGAGCGGACACCCUGUAUCACGUAAGGGAACUUGGAAAAUCGAGAUUUCAUAACUCAUUUAAUGUUCUUAAUGAGACUGCCCUAAAACACUGCUGUUACCUUUGGGUUAGUGCAGUCAGAGAGUAACAUACGUGAUAUACAGUGGCGAUUGCUGAAAGUUCUACGUAUAGGAUUUUCAGAGACUGUAGCCUUCAGUCUGCUCUGUCUUAAAAUUGUCGUAAAUCAUACAGAAAAGCAAAAAAUAUAUACCUCGACUUUAGUUUGCAAGCUUCCAACCACUAUAUCCAAAACAGGUUAUCUCGUCGGGUUCAUUACUGGAUGGAACAAAGAUUAACGAAACCAAUCCAUACUAGACAUCAUAAACAUCUGUAUAAGGGAGGGUUUGUUAUAUAGGAUGAAUUCCCGGGACAAAAAUAUGAUUUAAUUUAACAUAUCACUUUCUUGAAUUGUAGUAUGGGCGAAGGUGCGUUCAUUCUCAUAUAUGUUUCACGAUUUGAAUUUGCUCAAAGGGCUCUAAUAAGAGUUGUGAGUCACACCACUUGAAUUCAAGUAAACGACCUUAACCUUACAUUUUUUCAAAAACCUUACAAAACGUUUAUUUCUCUCUGUUUUUUUUCCUGUCGUGUACCAGAAACAGUAACCUUGAUUUUACUUUUAGUUUUUCAUUCCUAAAGUAGGCUAAACCUUUCUUAUUCCUGUUAUCUUGUUCUACCCAACGGAACACACGUAGAUUUCAGAAAUUGGUUAAUUGAAGAAUAUAUACAUGAAAUUGCUGUCAACAGGCAAACUCAGGAUGUAUUAAACGGUCACUGGGCGGUUUUACGUAAGAAAACUAACUCUGCUACAUAAAUUCACAAUAUAUAUAACAUUAAUUGAUAGGAAAUCAUUUUAUACGUGCAUAAUGUAGUUAUACAUUGAGUGCCUUUAAAACAAUUGUCAUGGAAUUUCCAUUGAUUUAUUUAUGUCACGGCAAUAUUACAGGUUCGUGGCGUAAGGAUGUCGGCUUCGUCUAAUUUAAAGUCACCUUUGUUAACACUGAAAAAGCUGUUUAUCAAUUUCGUGUAUAGCUACUAGAUGCUAUAUUGCUUCAAAUAAAGCAUUCAUAUUAUUUAAUUAUUGGAUUUGACCAAAAUGAGAAAUUAAAUGGUUUGUUGUUUAUUUCUGAUACUACGUGACAUUGUUUGCAGUUAUGUUACAAUGCAUAUCAACGCAACAGUGAUUUGCAAGCAAAGAGAACAUCAAAACGUAAUACAGCACAAAACAUACUGAGAACAUCUUUCAUCAUUGUAUUUGCCUUAAAUUUUGGUAUAAUUAGUAACAUGGAAAGGUGGACUGUCUAGUCUUUUCGUUGUGUUCAUAGCUAAUUUCUAUUGGUGUCUCUUUACGCGAUGCCCACUGGAGAUUCAGUGAUUGGUGGAUUGUCUCACGUGAUCUUCCAACUUUGUACAUUUGACAGGAGUAGGAGGGUUUUUUGUUGAGAUCAGAAAAACGAAAGCACGAUAAAAAUUAGCAAUAUUGCACUUCACAAAUUAAUGACCAUGAGUUCAUAUUUGAUAAACUCAAACUACAUGGAACCAUCUUUUCCUCCAUGCGAGGAAUAUCAGCAGAAUGGAUACCUUCCUGCCCCUUCUGAGUACUACGAACGACCGAAAGAUCCAGGCUUCUCUAAUCACGAUGAGGCAACCUACCAGCGGUCAAACUACACGGAAUCAAACUACGACUUCAAUGCCACUUCGACUGGACUGGACGGCUUUGCCGAAGGAGGUCAUGUUCAGACCCAGUCCGGUCGUCAGAAUUCGGAUCCCCUGCGGAUUCCGAGCAGUGAAGGUGUCGUAGCCAUUACCAAGGAUUCUAGUCUCUCCAACGACACAUUUACGCACAUACAGAAGGCGAAAGAACCCGUGGUAUACCCUUGGAUGAAAAAGGUGCACGUUAACACCGUGAAUGCCAGUUUCACUGGGGAAGUACCCAAGAGGUCCCGCACCGCCUACACUCGACAGCAAGCUCUAGAGCUUGAGAAAGAAUUCCAUUUUAAUCGUUACUUAACUAGACGUCGACGUGUGGAAAUAGCACACACGAUGUGUCUGUCGGAACGGCAGGUAAAGAUCUGGUUUCAGAAUCGAAGGAUGAAGUGGAAGAAAGACCAUAAACUGCCAAAUACUAAGGUCCGUUCUGCCAGCUCGACGGCUGGACACCAACAAAUCAAAACACCCACUCGUCAACAGCAACAGCUUGUUCCAGCGCCCUGCACAGCAAGCUUAUAGUAACCGAAUGAGAGCGAACCUUUGACCAAACAGAUCGAGGAGGCGAACGCAGAAUUUGGACAUACAUUGAAGAAUGUGACAUUAAUUCUGAAGUGAUGACCACUUGCCUAUUCUCACUGCCCGUGUUUGAAUUAUUAAUAGCUAAGAGCGCGGGUUUGAACGUGUUUCGCAAAAUAUAUUUGAAAUCCCGAAAAGACUGAAAGGACGCAGAAGUCUCGAUCUAGUGUCUUGACCGUCAUUUUGUGUAGAUUGAGAUAUACUCUUGAAAAUAGAUAGCUUAACUGUUUUAAGGUUAAAUUUUCUGUCACGUCCAGGUGACUGACCUAUGUAAAUAGAAAGGACCCUCCCAGAUGUACAUUAUGUAUGUUUGGUGAAGAUAAUGGCUCUUUAGUGCUAUUGAAAACUCAUUUUGUGUGUUUAGGCCUAUUCGUAAGUGUACGUUUUGUGAAGCAGUGAUUUGAACUGUGUUCAUUACUGUGACGUUAUAUCAGUUUUUUGGAUAAUAAAAUAAGUGUUAUAGUCUAUGCAAGACACAAUAGAAGUUAAAUAAAAUAUGUUUAUAUGUCCAGACUUUCUGGCCUGAUGUGUUUUUUUCGUGUCCAGUUGACUCUAUCGCUGUUAUGCGUUUUGUAAUAUUGACGACUGGAUUCAACUAUUAACGCUCUGGUUUAAAAAUAAAACAGGUAAUUGAAAUAAGCUAUGCCAUGUAUGCUAACAUGCUGCGAUGUCCAGCAGAAGCUGACCACGUAAAGAUAGUAUGGAAAUAAUUUACUUUUCCGUAAGAACGGUGACAAGCUGCUUUCUACCUGACAGAUGUCUGGUUCUGUGUCUCGGUAUUAUUUAUUUGUUAUGUACGUGUAUGCAUGUAUGUAUGUAUGUAUUCAGUCUUUAUUGAUUGCAAGACAAUUGCUAAUAAAUAAACAUCAAGUGCAUUUUGAAUGAAAUAAAAAAAAAUGUUAAUUAACGUGGCAGCCAUCAACGCACAGAAUACGAUACAUAUAAAUAGCCUCACUGUUCAUGUAAGCCUGGUCAAGCAACAAUUUAUAUAUAGUUUGCCAUGAAGUAAUAUUAUUCAAUGUUUGGCAAUAAUAGUGUGUAUUCGCUUGUUUCUAGACUGUUUUACUUGCCACAUUUCAAUUUUAAUCCUUUAAAAAUACUAUUCACCUUGACUCUUGCCAAGGAUGACUGAUCAAUGGAUAUUGUCUAAACAAUAAAUAGUAAUAAAAUGGC
Paramormyrops kingsleyae is the source of this 5264-nucleotide messenger RNA. RefSeq names its product homeobox A4a (gene hoxa4a). Gene Ontology annotation, molecular function: DNA-binding transcription factor activity, RNA polymerase II-specific; RNA polymerase II cis-regulatory region sequence-specific DNA binding. Gene Ontology annotation, biological process: anterior/posterior pattern specification; positive regulation of transcription by RNA polymerase II; embryonic skeletal system morphogenesis. The record is from RefSeq and is a predicted model, not a curated record. Gene Ontology annotation, cellular component: nucleus; nucleoplasm. NCBI's taxonomy places the organism in Eukaryota, Metazoa, Chordata, Actinopteri, Osteoglossiformes, Mormyridae.